Amphiprion ocellaris (clown anemonefish) is the source of this 2614-nucleotide messenger RNA. It is a transcript of the gene acot11b, whose product is annotated as acyl-CoA thioesterase 11b. Bases 180 to 1949 code for a protein of 589 amino acids. Lineage: Eukaryota; Metazoa; Chordata; Actinopteri; Pomacentridae. The transcript has 16 exons. The record is from RefSeq and is a predicted model, not a curated record. Gene Ontology annotation, cellular component: extracellular exosome. Gene Ontology annotation, molecular function: lipid binding; thiolester hydrolase activity.
CAGUGGUGGAACUUGUUGUGUUUUUUUCAGUUGGAGAGGAAUGGCAGAAACGAGCAGAGCCGCGGUUCGGGUCGCAUGUUGCUCUUUCAGCCGGUUUUAACGUGGAAGGCGACGCAGGAUUCAAGCGCUUCAGCUGCUGCAGAAACUUUCAACCUCAUCUUUCCAUAUAGUUGUGAGUAAUGACGACAGAGCAGAAAGAUGUCGACACCACGCUGGACCCUCUGUUCAUCCAGAAGAGCGAGGAAGCGUACAGAAACCCCACCGAAGUGCAGAUGAGUCAAAUUGUGCUGCCCUGCCACGCAAACCACUGCGGGGAGCUGAGUGCCGGACAGCUGCUGAAGUGGAUGGACUCCACGGCCUGCUUAUCGGCUGAGAGACAUGCAGGUUGUUCAUGCAUCACUGCGUCGGUGGAUGACAUCAAUUUUGAACACACUAUUGGGGUGGGGAAGGUGGUCAACAUUAUAGCGAAGGUCAAUAGAGCCUUUACGUCCAGUAUGGAGGUGGGCAUACUGGUGACAUGUGAGGACCUUUACACUGACAGGCAGUGGAAGGUUUGCCACGCCUUCGCCACCUUUGUUGCCAGACGAACUGAAGCUGGGAAGGUCCAGCUGAAGCAGGUGAUUCCUCACACACAAAUGGAGCAGAUGGAGUACAGCCUGGCAGCCGAGCGGAGGAGGAUGAGGCUCAUCCACGCUGAGAUUAUCACAGACCUACUGAGCAGCAGCACAGCUCAGCUGGGAGAAUGUCAGGAGUAUCAGGACGCUGUGCCAGCUGAGCGGACACGAGUUGAGAGCGUGGAGCUGGUGCUGCCGCCUCACGCCAACCAUCAAGUCAGCACGUUUGGAGGCCAGAUCAUGGCCUGGAUGGAGAAUGUGGCGACAAUCGCAGCAUGUCGCUUGUGCAAUGCUCAUCCGACCCUGAGGACCAUCGACAUGUUCCAUUUCCGAGGCCCGUCUCACAUUGGAGACCGACUGGUCCUGAAAGCUAUUGUUAACAAUGCCUUCAAGCACAGCAUGGAGGUGGGAGUGUGUGCGGAGGCCUACCAGGGAGGAGAGCCUCUGCGCCAUAUAAAUAGUGCCUUUAUGACCUUCGAGGUGCUGGACAGUGACAGGAAACCACGCACGUUGCCACGACUACGACCUGAGCCUGUGGAUGGAAAAAGACGUUAUCAAGAAGCUAUUGCCAGGAAGAAGAUUCGUCUUGACAGGAAAUACAUUAUCACCUGCAAACAAACUGAAGUGCCCUUGUCUGUGCCCUGGGAUCCCAGUAACCAGAUGUACCUGAGCUACAACAACGUAUCGGCACUGAAACUAAUGGAUACCAGGAACAACUGGGUAUUAACUUCUGAGAAAAAUAAGGUCAGACUGUACACGCUGGAGGAAAACCACAUGCUUUGUUUUAAGGUGGAAAUGUAUGUCAGCGUCCCAGCAGAGCAGACGUUCCAUCUACUGUCAGAUCUGAGGAGGAGAAAGGAGUGGGAUCGCCAUUAUGAGGAGUGUGAUCUGAUCAACCAGGCGGAUGAGGAUGACACCCUUUAUCGCAUAGCUACACCCUCCGUCAGAAAAGGAGGCAAAGGGCAGGACUUUAUCUUGCUGGCGUCUAGAAGGAAACCAUGUGACUCCAGCGACCCGUAUCUGAUCGCUCUGCGUUCUGUCACUUUGCCCACUCACCCGCCCACUGAGGACUACACCAGGGGAGAGGUGCUCUGUGCUGGCUUCGCCAUCUGGGAGGAGUCCAGCACUCUCACCAAGAUCACCUACUACAACCAGGCCACACCGGGCGUCCUCCCCUACAUCUCCACAGACAUCGCUGGACUCUCCUCGGGCUUCUACAGCAGUUUUUGUGCCUGCAGCCAAUUCCUGGAGGCCAACAAGGACAGCCCGGCUGCUCUGCCGCCUUCUGCACCCUACAGCAGUCCUUCCACUCUCUACCUGCAAGAGGAAAUGUAGCAUCAAUAGGAACGUAUAGCGUCACCUCACGGUUUUCAUCUUGUGUUGUGGAGGAGGUUUGCACUAAUUGAAUGUAACUGUACAGUUCUGAGAUCACAUAGAGCAAUGGAUUUGUAAUUUCUGGAUUAUUUUUUAAAGAACUUGCCUCUUGUUUGCAACAGCAAGAUUAACAGGUAUGAAGCAAGUACAAUGUUUCUGAGGCGCUCUUGGAUUUUAAGCCUCUUAAGUUUUAUUAGAGCCGAUAUAUUAUGGAAAACCUUCUGUGCAAUACUAAUUUAAAGAGAAAUGGAUCAUGUUUUGAUACAUAGUUUGAAAUAUUUAAUACAACUUUUGUCUUGAGAUAUUUUUAAUGAUAUUGCCAGUAUUUCAAUAAACUAAAAUGAGGAUAAAAUUACUUUAAGCUGAGAUGUUUGAACCCUUUGUUGUAGUUUAGUUUGUAUCACCUUAAAUAAAAUCUAAACUAUUUGACUAAACCUUAAAAUAACAGAAAUUUAACAUGUAUAUUUACUGUAAAAUGAUGGUGUCUUGUUUUGAGAUGAUUAUGUAUAGUUUUGCAGAAAUGUGCUUGAACGGAUUGUAUAGUAUUUGGACAUUGAAUGGCCAGAAAUCUUUCACGAGAAACUGUCUUGAUCUGACUGAAACAAUAAACACAAUGGACCAGUGGA